ACUACUGCUGAUUUGGUCAAUUUGGGUAAAGGACUUUACAAAAUUAAGCUGACUGCUGAUUCAGAGCAACGUGUGAUCCAAGCCAGAGAUCUCAUUGAGAAGAUCAUUUCUGAAAACAAAGUUGUUUAUGGAGUUAACACAGGAUUUGGAAAAUUUGCACAAACUAUUGUGGGAAAAGAUCUACUUAAGGAACUGCAGUACAAUCUGAUUCGCUCCCACAGUGCUGGGGUUGGACCCCCCCUAAGUCCGGAGCAGACCCGGAUGCUACUUGCUCUUAGGAUUAACAUUCUAGCCAAAGGUUAUAGUGGUGUUUCCUUGGAGACCCUUCAGAAAAUGGUUGCAGCCUUCAAUGCCUCUUGCCUCUCUUGGGUCCCUGAGCAAGGGACAGUAGGGGCAAGUGGAGACCUGGCACCCCUAGCUCACUUGGUUCUGGGGCUUAUAGGAGAAGGGCGCAUGUGGUCCCCACAGACUGGCUGGGCUGAUGCCAGAAAUGUACUAGAAGGCCAUGGUUUGACCCCAAUAUCACUGAAACCCAAGGAGGGUAUUGCUCUCAUUAAUGGAACGCAGUUGAUAUCAUCACUGGGAGCUGUUGCACUUGUAAGAGCUGAGGCUAUCGCUCGACAGGCUGAUGUCAUUGCAGCUCUUACUUUGGAGACACUGAAGGGAACAAACAAAGCGUUUGAUCCUGAUAUCCAUGCAGUAAGGCCUCACCCAGGUCAGAUUGUGGUUGCCCAGCGAUUCAGGUCUCUUCUCCAUUCUGACGUUUUUCCUUCACAAAUCACAGGGGAAGGCUCUGACUGUGUUCAGGAUGCUUAUACCCUACGCUGCUGCUCUCAGGUGCAUGGAGUGGCCAACGACACCAUUGAUUUUGUGAAUAAAAUUCUCACUGUUGAACUAAACAGCGCUACAGACAAUCCUCUGGUGUUUGCAGAUCGAGGAAUCACUAUUUCAGGAGGAAACUUUCAUGGAGAGUAUCCGGCCAAGGCUCUGGACUUUCUGGCCAUAGGAGUGCACGAAUUGGCAAGUAUCAGUGAACGUCGCAUUGAGAGACUGUGUAACCCCUCACUCAGCAAACUUCCUGCUUUCCUAGUGAAAGACGGAGGCCUUAAUUCAGGCUUCAUGAUAGCCCACUGCACGGCUGCUGCCCUCGUGUCAGAAAAUAAGGUGCUGUGCCACCCGUCCUCCGUGGACUCCUUGUCCACCAGUGCAGCCACUGAAGACCAUGUAUCUAUGGGGGGAUGGGCAGCCAGGAAAGCCCUAAGGGUGGUUGAACAUGUGGAAAAAGUUCUUGCCAUAGAGCUGCUCGCUGCCUGUCAGGCUUUGGAGUUUCACAGGCCAUUGAAGACCACAGCACCACUGGAAAAGGUUUAUGAGCUGCUGCGCUUUCUAGUCAGGCCGUGGGACAAAGAUCGUAUCAUGAGCUGUGAUAUCGAAGCAGCUCACAACCUCCUUCUAGAGGAAAAAGUGUGGGAGGCAGUGCUACCCUACAUGGAGCAGUACAAGCAGAAGCAACACCAAAUGACUGACAGCUAAAAUCAACCUUUUUGGAAUUUCAUGAUCUAAGUCUUAG
This is a messenger RNA of Trichomycterus rosablanca, 1570 nucleotides long. Its product is annotated as histidine ammonia-lyase-like. The transcript has 17 exons. Gene Ontology annotation, molecular function: histidine ammonia-lyase activity. Bases 262 to 1533 code for a protein of 423 amino acids. Gene Ontology annotation, cellular component: cytoplasm. Gene Ontology annotation, biological process: L-histidine catabolic process. The record is from RefSeq and is a predicted model, not a curated record. Lineage: Eukaryota; Metazoa; Chordata; Actinopteri; Siluriformes; Trichomycteridae.